CACUCUUCCGCCCUGUCCCUUUCGUGCCUCCCCCGGAAGGUGUGUGAGGGAGACUUUAAGCCCCGCCUCGUCCUCCGCUGUUGAGAGGAGGAGCGGGCUGACGAGAGGGCGUCUGCCAGCGAGCAACGGACGUGCCGCCGCCGCGUAACGCCGCUAUCCUCGUCUAGCCACAGGCGGCCCGCAGCUACAGGGAGGCCGCGUGAGCUCCCCUCACCGCGCGGGUACUGUCUCUCCUGCUUUUCCUCAACUGGUCCUCCCUCAGCAGUCAUCAUCAGCCUGACAGCCUUCAGCCCAAGAGCUUACUUUUUCUUUCAAUGAAACCUGAUUAAACCUCCAGGCAGAGAAUUGCUGUAUGCUAUCAUAAAAGCUCUUCAACGUUUAGGGCGGAAUGCUCUUUGGUCUUCAUUUUCCUUCAGAUCCACAGCCUGACCAAUGAUCCUUCAACAGUGGGGUUUUUAUCCUGACAGUGUGGCAGCAACUUUAAUGGUUCACAGGUGGAGGCCAAUGGUUCUUUGUGUGAAAUACCUGAAAUUCAAAAAUGGCAGCAAAUAAGCCCAAAAGUCAAAAUUCUUUGGCUCUGCACAAAGUCAUCAUGGUAGGCAGUGGAGGUGUUGGAAAAUCUGCAUUAACACUGCAGUUCAUGUAUGAUGAGUUUGUGGAAGAUUAUGAGCCUACCAAAGCAGACAGCUACAGAAAAAAGGUAGUCCUGGAUGGGGAAGAAGUCCAGAUAGAUAUAUUGGAUACAGCAGGGCAGGAGGAUUAUGCUGCAAUUAGAGACAACUACUUCCGAAGUGGAGAGGGUUUUCUCUGUGUAUUUUCCAUUACAGAGCUUGAAUCUUUUGCAGCUACAGCCGACUUUAGAGAGCAGAUUUUAAGGGUAAAAGAAGAUGAGAAUGUUCCUUUUUUGCUAGUCGGUAACAAAUCAGAUUUGGAAGACAAAAGACAGGUUUCUGUAGAAGAAGCAAAAAACAGAGCUGAUCAGUGGAACGUUAACUAUGUGGAAACAUCUGCUAAAACGCGAGCUAAUGUUGACAAGGUAUUUUUUGAUUUAAUGAGAGAAAUCAGAGCAAGAAAGAUGGAAGAUAGCAAAGAAAAGAAUGGAAAAAAGAAAAGGAAAAGUCUAGCCAAGAGAAUCAGAGAAAGAUGUUGCAUUUUAUAAGUUCCAAACUCUCUUCGUACCUUGACCGUACUAAUAAAAUCCAUAACUUAUAGCAUGCCAUUUGGAGGCUCCUAUGACUGAAAUUACUCUUAACGGUUUGGAAAUUGUAAUGUACCACUUAAAGCAUGAAUUGGGACAGCACUGAAAGUCUUUCACUGAAAAAGUUUAAUGUGGCUUUGAGAGGCAGAAUUCAACCGAUUUCAUAACUUGCUGCCUCUCACCAUGGUUCUUCUGAAUGUAGAGGGUUUUUUUUAAUGGGCAGUCUCUCUUGAACUGUAAACAAAACAUUACUUUAUAUGGUUUCUCCUAAAGCAUACAGUUUUAUAUCACCAAAUCUUCACUUUGUCUUCUACUGCCUUGGAAACUACAGCAGUGGUCAAAACUAAGCAAAGGUAGUGUAUAUAUGGGGGCUUUUUUGCUGUUAUAAAAUUAUGCAAAUUAGAGAAGAGAAAAUGGCUCUGUUUUCUGCUUCUAUUGGGAGUCAUUUAUACAUCGAAUUAGCCUAGACAAAUGGAAUAAAUAUGGUAUAAUAUUUGAAUAUGCCUUAAUUUAAAAACUAAAAAAGUUAAUGUAGUUAAGGAUAUAUCUUCCUUGUGAUGCACUGAGGAGUGUGCAUCACUGUGAAAUUAUAUCCUGUGUGAAGUGCAGUUUUUAUGAACAAUUUUUGCUAACUAGCUGUAUUCUAGCAGUAUAUCUGAUCAGAAAAGUGUGCCAUACUCUGGGUCUUGAAUAAUCCAGAGCAUACUAUUAACCUGUGAUUCAGUGAAGAUUGCUUAUGCUUACAGUGAAAGGGCCGGCAUACACAUCUGACAUUUAAUUUAAAAAGAGGGUAAAACACACUUCAGUCAGAAGUUGUCACUUAUUCCUUAAUGCACAGAUACUGACACUGACCUCUGGCAACUAAUUAAUUUGGAGAAGGUAUCUUCCUUAGUGUGGGGUAGAAUGCGAGACACAUAGUUGCUGAUAGUUAUAUAUGAAGAGCACAAAUUGGUCUUGCUCUUAGGGAUGUCUGGAAGAUACUGAUAAAAUGUCAGUUUUCUUGUGUUGCUCCAGUCUAAGCUUUUCGGAAUGUAAGCUGUGCAUUACUUAAUGGAAAAGCAUUAUAGCUCCUACUUCUGAUUAAUAUCAAUUUGCUAACCCACCACACUUUUCAGUAUAGAAAUAUUGACCAUGUACUUCCAAAAUCCCUCAUCAAUACACUAAAAAUGUCAUUGACUAGCACAUUUGGUAUGUGGAAUUGAGUUAAAGAUAAACCACUAUGAGGCUUUUAAGUUUCUUGGGUGUUGGGGUAAAGAUUAGAUCAGUUCCAAAAAACCUUCUUAUAUACAUGUGUAAAUUUAUGAAUUGACAGUUCAAGAUGUGUCUGAGCAAACGUGUAUUUAAUAUGCUAACAAGUAAACAUUAGGAAUGUGGCUGUUUAGACAACACUUGUUUAUCAAGAAUUUUCGUAUGUACAUUCUCCGGUAGAUGCUUCCUUGUGCAGAAUUAGUUUUUCAUGUGCCUGACCAGGCAGAUCGGUCCUCAUCUUAUUGUGUAUUCAUUUUCAGUCUGUCUAACCAGGGAGUUUAGCCACUAACAUUUAGUUUGUGUAAUGGGAACCAAGGUGUUAUGAAGCCAAUGGACACACAGAAACAAUUGUCAUAGGCUGAUGCCUUACCAGAUUCUUUUUAUUUGCUAUUUGAGCCAUUGACUAUGAAUAAACUUGCAUUUUUUUAAA
Molecule: messenger RNA, 2876 nt
Organism: Rhineura floridana
Lineage: Eukaryota; Metazoa; Chordata; Lepidosauria; Squamata; Rhineuridae
Gene: RALA
Product: RAS like proto-oncogene A
Exons: 7
Coding region: 539-1159 (206 amino acids)
Biological process (GO): regulation of exocytosis; Ras protein signal transduction
Cellular component (GO): plasma membrane
Molecular function (GO): GTP binding; GTPase activity; GDP binding
Source: RefSeq, a predicted model, not a curated record